UUUUUUCUUUUCUUCUCUCUUUCUUCUAUCUCACUUCCGUGCUUCUUCCUCGAAACCCAUCACUUCUCCCUUAUUCAAUUUGCUGACCACUCCACAGAUCAUACCUCUCUUCCUUCCCCAAUGGCCAGAGUUUACCAGGAAUGCAUAGCUGUUUCAGCUACCGAUGAUUCCCCACUCGCGAGAAAAACUUUCCGCAUUGAGACUCGAUUCGACUCCGUAACAGGUGAUCGGGUUGUUUUAUGGAGAGAUAUCCUACGAGUGUGCGAACAUGCCAAAUACAUCAUGGAUGGUUCCGCAGUCAUUCCUUUUAUGACUGACAGCUCUCUUGAAGAUCGUACUCCACUAAGAUUUAAGCAUCGACCAGAUACCACCGUGAGGAUAGUAGCUAAGAAGCCAAACCUCACUAACAGCGCAGGUCAAGAGACAUCUUCGGCAGGGACCAAUGGCCCUAAAGAGGCUAAUGCGGGGCAGGCCGAGACGACAUCCACAUCAGGAAAAGGACAAGACCAACAGGCAUCAGCGGAUGACUCUGGUGAUUCUAAUAAUUCUGAUAACUCUGACUCUGACUCUGACUCUGACUCUGACUCUGACUCUGGUAACUCGAAGCCUGACAUCAGAACACUUCUUUGUUUCUUAAUGGAGCUUCGCCGGGAACUGAGAGCCCUGGAUGCAAUGGAGUCAGGAGCCACGCCUCAAGAGAUAGAUGAGAUAGAUUCAGAGUAUCAAAAGAGGAUAAAUGAGCUGCAAGGAAACCAACAGGGGUUAUUUCGCCUCCAAAAAAAAGCGAAGCGCAUUCAGAAGGCAUGGCGAGAUGAGCUGAAAUUGUUGAGGCAAAAACGAGAGCAGCUACAGAAAUUGUAUAAGAAUAGGCCUCAAUCAAAUCAGAAGCCAAAAGAGCCAGAGAAGACGGAAGAUGAUGGAUCGCAGUUAGAACGAAAACUAGCUCAGCUGCAAAAGACAGUAGAUCAGCUGAACAAAAAAGUAGAGGAGAUGGAAGGAGGCAAAAAAGUACUAGUGGUUAAUCUCUAGCCAGAAAUGUGUUGCUACAACUAAACCCGUUAUAAUAAACGC
Messenger RNA from Lobosporangium transversale, 1071 nucleotides. RefSeq lists its product as hypothetical. Bases 121 to 1029 code for a protein of 302 amino acids. The record is from RefSeq and is a predicted model, not a curated record. NCBI's taxonomy places the organism in Eukaryota, Fungi, Mortierellomycota, Mortierellomycetes, Mortierellales, Mortierellaceae. The transcript is spliced from 2 exons.